GUUUUCGGGUUUUGGAAAGGUGGGGUGUUACAAUAUGUUCCCUUCCCUCAUCACUACACUGUGUGAUCGUGCAGGGGUCCCCACAUACGCUGAUGACCGGCUCAUCAGGUCACCACAGCCGAUCUUCCCUUACCACAAGCUCCAGCCAGCGAGUGGACCCCUAGGCGAGGGCGACUCGGACUUACCAGAUGCGGGUCCCUCAGGUGUUCAUGCGGCUCGACCACAACCAAGGGCCAGAAGAGGCAGACAAGAAGCAGAACCACAGCUCCCGGAGUAUGUCGGCCAAUGGAUGGAUGUUAUGGAGGAAAAUGUGGGAUGGUUCAAGAAAAUGAUGAAGGCCAUGGCUGCAGCGCUUCAGUGCAGGACCGAUGACAUUGUCGAGCCACGGCCGUUCCCACCACGGCCUCGAUAUGAUGGAGCAUCAACCUCCGCCGCCGACGAACAAGCACAAGCGGCAGCCACUACACUGGUGGCACAGGCCUGGGAGGAGUACGAGCGGGGACGACCGGAAGAGGAGGGAGGAGCCCACGAGGACGAUCACGACAACUAGGGGGCGUUGUGUUUUCUUUCCCUUUUAUUUUUUAUUCUGCUUUUGAGCAUAGGGACUAUGCUAGAAUUUAAGUUUGAGGGUGGUGUGUGUUGAACUUGCUUGUUUUUGUUUGUUGUUUGUGGGAAAAGUCGUUGGAUUGAUAUUUCGUUUACGAUGUAUCUUUGCUAGACUUUGUUUUUAUUUUUUAUUUUAUUUAUCUUAUUUUGAUUUGGUCUUUUGCAUGCAUAUCAUAUAAUUUAGUUUCGUUUAUGUAUUUUGAUUUCCGUUAUUGUGUUUGUCACAUGCAUUUCAUGUAGGAUCGAGUGUAAUUUGCAUUUCCGGGUUCUUUUGAAGCAAAGCAAUUAAUGAAUUAGUAGAUGGGCUAGUUGAUUUUAAAAUUGAAAUUAUGGAUCACCGGCUAAUUA
Messenger RNA from Erythranthe guttata (spotted monkey flower), 954 nucleotides. The record is from RefSeq and is a predicted model, not a curated record. NCBI's taxonomy places the organism in Eukaryota, Viridiplantae, Streptophyta, Magnoliopsida, Lamiales, Phrymaceae.